Molecule: messenger RNA, 7199 nt
Organism: Homarus americanus (American lobster)
Lineage: Eukaryota; Metazoa; Arthropoda; Malacostraca; Decapoda; Nephropidae
Product: nephrin-like
Exons: 25
Coding region: 1877-7015 (1712 amino acids)
Biological process (GO): cell-cell adhesion
Cellular component (GO): cell-cell junction
Molecular function (GO): cell adhesion molecule binding
Source: RefSeq, a predicted model, not a curated record
GUUGAGUGAGGACUGUGUGUGUGUGGUGGUGACCGACCCCCCCCCGCCCCCUAGUGUCGUGUGUUCCUACAGUUUUUAUACACAUAAGUGAUUCAUAUUAACUCUUGUUUGGAUUUUACUUAAUAUCAACCGAAUAUAUUGACAGACAAGUGAGGACAACGACAGUGACAACGCUGACGGUGACGGCAAAACUACAGUGAUAAAAUAAAAAUUGGGAAGACUGCAGUGUAUUGAAGGCAGGAGCAAGUAGGAAGACAGUGAAAGCAGUAACAUAAUGAAAAAAAGGAAUACAGUAAGAAUAAUUAUAGUGUAAAGGAUGUAAAAUAAUGAAGACAGUAACAUGGUGAAAAGGAAAUAUUGUGAAGGCAGUAAAGUAAUGAAGUUAGUGAUGGAAAUAAUGCUGUGAAGGCAGUGAUAAACAGAGUGAUGUCAGUAACAGCGAAGUCAGUUACAGUGAAGUUUUUACCAUAGUGAAGUCAGUAACAGCGAAGUCAGUUACAGUGAAGUCUUUAACAUAGUGAAGUCAUUAACAGCGAAGUCAGUUACAGUGAAGUCACUAACAUAUGAAGUGAGUAACUGUGAUGUCAAUAACCAAGUGAAGUCAGUAACAGUGAAGUCAAUAACAAAAUGAAGGCAGUGAUAACAGUAUUACAGUGAAAGUAGUAGAGGCAGAGAAGGCGACAGAUCACUGUGAAGAACAAUACGGUGAACAGUGCGACGUUAAACAAGUAAAAAACAAUUCCAUAGUGAAGGAAGCGAUAAAUUGUUACAUUGGUAAGCGUUGUAAUUGUUGCAGUGAAAUCUUUACCGCUUUUGAACAUUGGAAAAACAGUGAUAUUCAUAGUUACAGUGGAAGAUGAUACAAUGUUACAGUGGUGCAUGGUUAAAUUAAUUAAUAGUACACUGAAGGCAGUCAUUUAAGGAACAAGGUAACAUUGGAAAGAUUCUAAACACCAUAAUACAUUGGAAGAAAUGAUGUAAUAAAAGCAAUGGUGCAGUGAGAGAGAGAGAGAGAGAGAGAGAGAGAGAGAGAGAGAGAGAGAGAGAUGGCAUCGUCACAGCAUUGUUAAAGUGAUUUAAAUACCCUAGACAGCAGAUCAUUGCAGUUUAAUCAUUAGUGUUACACGGAAAAGUGAAAUCAGUCACAGGAUGAUGGUACCAUUGGAAUGCAAACAAAAGGUUGAGUGAAUGCCCUGAUGAAAGAAGAUACAUAAUACUGUGUAGUCAUUGACGAAGUGAAAGAAAUCGUACAGUGAAGAGGGUAAUGAAGUGAAAAUAAUAGUGCAGUGAAAGCAUUGGUAUAGUGAAGGUAUAGUGAGGGAAUGGAGGCAGUAUUAUAACAACUGUGAUUGAAGUAGCUGUGAAUCGAGGCUCAAUAGAACAGUGAAAGCAGUAACAGGAAAGUGAAGGCAGCACUGAGGAGAAAAGAAGCUAUGAAAUAGUUACAGCAGAACAGUGAAAUGCGUAGAUGAAGUACAGUACCAGUAACAGUAAAGUGAAGAUGAAAAUGUUACGGUAAAAAUUACGGUAGAGAGAGACAGAUAACGACACUGAUUUGCAUAACAGUGUCUUAAGAGUGAAGUCAGUAGGGCCACGAGCUGCUCAAAGCAAACGAAGAAAAAAAUUUAAAUGUCAUGUUUCUUGUUCACUGCGGGGACCAGCCACGAGAUGUCGCUAUAGUCUGGUGUCACUAUAAUCUGGUGUCAUUAUAAUCUGGUGUCCAAUUUUAAAUUAUUGAGAAUCAUUAUCACUCCAGGUGUCAUUUAAUUGCUUGGGGAAUCUUACUCCCAACUCCAAGCCAGAUUAUAUGAAAUGGUUCACUAAUUAUUCAUCUAGGUUCGUCGUUAAUUAUUGUGGUAACCAAUAGGACACAUAUAUGGACAUGACGUCAUCAGUAACUCCCAUCUCUCAGCCAAUGAGGAUUCUCUACACGUCUGCUGUUGUGUUCAUCUUCUUCAUUUACUCAGGUUCAGCUGCGGGGUUCCAGAGGUUCCGCGUGACGCCCGAGAGUGUGGAGGUGAUGGAGGGCGCUGAUGUGUUCCUCCGGUGUGUGGUGGAGAACCAGCAGGGCAAGGCGCAGUGGACCAAGGACGGCUUCGCUCUAGGGUUCGAGCGGCAGGUGCCAGGUUAUCCUCGUUACUCCUACGCAGGUGACCCGUCGCUGGGCCAACACCACCUGGUCAUCAGCGGCAUCACCAUCACUGAGGACGGCGAGUAUCAGUGUCAGGUUGGCCCCACCCAGACUAACCCACCAAUCUGGGCCUCUGCUAACGUCACUGUGCUUGUGCCACCAAGGAGCGUGGAGUUCUCAGGGUGGCGAGACGGUGCAGUGGUGGAGGUAGUGGCCGGCGUCUCACUCACUCUACAGUGCCUGGUGAAGGACGCUCGACCCGCCCCUAGUGUGUGGUGGUACAGAGACGGACUACAGCUGGAUCAAGGGUCGGUCCAGGAGCGGGUGGAGGAGUCGUCACUGCCAAGACGGUGGAGCGUCAGGAGUCGGCUGGUGGUGACGGCGACGGCUGAGGACGACGGCAAGUUGUACACGUGUGAGGCCGACCACCCCGCCCUCAGAGAAGCCUCCCACCCUCUACUGGCCUCCAUCAUGCUCUCCGUCCUCCAUCGGCCGGGGCCGCCUGCUAUCAGCGGGUACAAGACGGGGGAGGUGUUGGUGGCGGGGGAGCGGAGGACCCUGGUGUGCCGAGUCUCAGGGGGCAACCCACGCCCCUGGGUCACCUGGCACCGGCAGGGCCUCCUGCUGGAUGACACCACCACCGCCGACGCCUCCGGGGUCAUCAACACUCAUCAGCUUACUGCCACCGCCGCUGACGACGGCGUUAUCUACGAGUGUCGCGUCAGGAGUGACCUUCUGGAGAAGCCGCUGGUGGCCAACGUGUCCCUCACCGUCUACUACGUGCCGUCCUUCGUCAGUCUGACAGGGCCGUCACAGGUGGAGGAGGGGGCGCCCAUCUCCCUCACUUGCGAGACGAGCAAAUCCAACCCUCCCGCCUCGCUCGUUUGGAGAGUUCAAGGAGAGACGGUGACAGGCGAACCAGAAACGAUGGUACGGGUCAGCACAGGAGGAUGGGUUACUACGUCUCAGUUGACCCAUUACAAGGUCAGGUCACGUAAGGUCACCGAGGUAGUGGUUGAGUGUAAAGCCCUUAACCCCGCCAUUGACCAAACUGUGACCAAGACUCGUAUUAUCGCCAUCACAAAGCCCGCUGGUCCACCGAGGUUCGAGGGUGACUUACACAGGCAGUUCUUGGCUGGGACGACCAUUGACCUGUUGUGUUCUAGCAUGGGAGGUCAUCCUGCACCCACCAUCAGGAUAUACAAGGAAGAGGAAGAGAUACCGACGGAGGUGGUGAGGGAGAUGAACGUGACCCGUGGGAGAGCUAAGGUAGGACUCACCCCAGCUGACAACGGUGCUAAAGUGACGUGUGAGGUGACCUCUGUAGGCAGCACCAGCGCCCCCCUCACCGCCUCCGCCAGACUCACCGUCACAUUUGCACCGUGGGAAGUGACAGGGUCAAUGACUCCCGCCACAGUAGAGGAGGGAGCUUUAGUGAGUCUCUCGUGUGAGUCUUCCUCCAGCCUCCCGCCCUCCAACAUCACCUGGAGGUCGGACGGUGUCACCAUAGAUGACGCCACCGUCACGAGUAAUCAGGGAGCUUUUGGCGGCACCAGCACAAGGUCGGAGAUGCAGCUGAGGACAACAGCGGGAGACAACGGUAAGAUGUUUCUGUGUGAGGCAGACAACGGCCUGGGUCCCGCUGUCCACACCACGCUCACCCUCCACGUGCUGCACUCGCCGGUGUGGGUAGCGAAGCCGCCCCCAGAGAUCGACGUGUACGAGGGUGACGACUUGGUGGUGAACGCUGAGGCAGCCGCCAACCCGGGACCUGCCAGGUACUGGUGGCGUCGGGGGGAAGAGACGCUGAUGGGGACGGGGCAGGAGCUACAGCUGGGGCGGAUCACCAGGCAACACACCGGCCACUACUCCGUCAGCGCCUACAGCCAGAGGGGAUCAGUGAACGCUUCCUUUUAUCUCAACGUCCAGUACGGGCCAGAGAAGGUGCAAACAGGUGAUCGUGUGAUGGUUGAGGAAGGAGGAAGGGUGAGCACACAGUGUUCCGCCACAGGUAACCCCGUCCCUAACCUCACCUGGACAAGGGACCCCAUCUACACCCACAACAGCUCGGGAAUAACUCUGGGGUCAGGUGUGGGCGUGGCGCGGCUGGUGAUAGAGUCAGCGACACGGUCGGACACGGGCGUGUACUUCUGCCACGCCCACAACGUGGUGGCCUCGGCACCCCCGGCCAAGACCCACGUGGUUGUGGAGCAGGAGGUGAAGGCAGCUAGCGAUGUGCCUGGUCUCCGAGGGUCGUGGACGUCUGUAGGCGGCAGUGGGCGGCUAGUGUGUAAGGUGAGAGCCGCCCCGCCACCCACCUUCGUCUGGAACAGCCAAGGCGGCCUGAUCCUCAUGAACAGUGACAAGUACACCAUCCACGAGCCUAAGCUGUUGGACGGGCUGGUGCUGUGGUCGUCAGUGUUGGAGGUGAGGAACAUUGUACCACACGACUACACUAAGUACCACUGUACAGCCACCAACCCUCACGGCUCUGAUUCUGUGGUGAUAGUGCUCAACCCGCCCUCGCGCCCACACCCGCCCCUCAACUUCACCGUAAGCAAGGUAGCGGGCGGGGAGGUGUGGCUCAGCUGGACUCCCAACCUGGACGGCGGCGCCCCUAGCGGCUACACCGUCAAGUACAGACGUUCAGGUUCACAGGAGUAUAAGUACUUGGAGGUGCAGGAAGGAGGGACGUCGGCAGCGAGGGUGACUGGGCUGGCGUUAGGCGCUGAGUACACCAUCGCUAUCCAGGCCAGAAACCACCACGGUCGAUCUCACUUCGUUUCCCGCUCUAUCUCCACCUUGCUUGGCAAGAAUGGGGAGCCGACCAGCUUGCAGGGUCUGGCUGGCGCCACCAGCAGGCUGCCGGCGGGGAGUGGUGACCUCAGCCCAGAGCCUGAGGAGGCUUCCAGCAGUACGGCCGAGGGCGGCUCUAGAGUACCUCGUCUCAUCCUGCUCAUCAUGACACUGACGGGCGCCGCCCUCCUCGUCCUCAACAUCGCCAUCAUCGCCUGCUUCGUGCGCCGCCGAGCCAUGAAUAGAAACCCUUCUGCGUCUUCGUCGUCCAAGACUGUGUCCCUGGGUACUUUUGGGGCCACUCCCGCCUCCACCCCCGGAGUACACCCGAGCGAGGUGUUCCUCUCCCUCAACACCAUGUCCUCCAACAAUACAUCCAGCUCUCCUACAGAGUACAAGAACGACGAACGACCACAACCUACAUGCGACGACCCCUCACAGCGCCCCGUUGAUAUUACCUCCUCAUCGUCGAGUGAAAAUCCUUUACCCAAGGAAGGAGAACCAUCCAACUAUGAUCAUGACUUGGUUAACUUCCCCACGGAACCAGAUAUCUGUUCCUUAGGUUCCAGUGUUUAUGAUAAUGUUCCACCUGAAGACCCACGAAGGAGAGGUUCAGAUGCCUACCCAGCCGAAGACCAGUUCUCUGUCUGUUCCAACCGCAGCAACAACUCCCGCGUCUACUCCCAGGGUUUCCUCCGUCCACUGUCGUCCCUUGGGAGUCUACAGCAGCAGACGACGCCGCAGUUGAUCCAAGAUACUCUCCAAGCUCUACCACGUCAAUCCCAGCAACAGUAUCUCCUCAGACUCGCUCAAGCACAACAACAAUUACUACAGCAAACACCUCCUCCACAACAACAUCAACGUCAACAUAACCCACAAUCUCCCCAGCAACACCAACCUAACCUACAACCGAUAAAAGAACACCAACAUAAUGAUUCACAACCGUCGACCCAGAGUAUAUCACUUCAUCAAUCACCUGAACAACAACAACAACAGCAACAACCACUCGUUCAGUCAUCACAACAUCAGCCACACUCACAACAGCAACAGCUACGUCGACAGUCAUCACAGCAUCAACAGACACCAGGACACCAAACAGCCUCUCAUCAACAGCGUAACGUACAAUCACCACAACCACAGCCACAACAAAGUCCUCAAUCAUCACAACAACAACAAUACAGCCCACAGUCAUCACAACAACAACAGACAAGUCCACUUUCAUCCCACAAACAGCAGCAGAGUCUGAAACAACCUCGACAACAUCACCAAGCUAGUUUACAGUCUACCGCUCAGCUACACGACCCACUCUCACCGUCACAACCUCCCACACAACCACAACUUGACCCUCUAUCACAACCACAACAUGACCCCAUCUCACAACCACAGCACAAGCCACAUCCACAAGCAUCACCCCCACAGUAUCAACAACUACCACAGGAAGCUUUGCGUGAACCACCAGCAUACUCCAACCUAAACCCGAGUGAUCUAUUUCCCCUAAGGUCUGAUAAUUACCACGUAGACUACAGACAGACGUCGUUCACCACAGGAGCGCCAGCAGGCUACAGUACACUGGGAACUCGCCGCCAUCGCCAAACGCCCAUACAGUUUGCUACUCUACAGCGUCCUCGCUCGUCCCGUGCACACGGCAAACACAACGCAGCGACUGGUGAAUAUUAUAACAUAACUCAGCCCUUUCCCGAGGACACCAUCCAGUUGAAGCCUCUUCGGUACGACCUCGGAAAGUCUGCCUCUCAUAGUCUCUCACAGCAGGAAAACAGUGGGUCCUCAGGCUACUGCAGCAGUCCAAAUCGUGAGGUCAACCCAGGAGUGGUGCGGCCCACUCGCAAAACAUCCGCCAAGAGUCAGAGCCACACCUUUCAAGGACUCCAGUCCCCCCAGAAAGACUCUGUGGACACUUGCCCUGGCAGCCCCCCAGUCCUCAAAGGCAGUCCUCAAGCCCCGACGGACGCCACCACCCAAGGACACACACGGGUGGCACACAACCACGUGCAACAAGAGAGCAGCGUGGGUCUGCUUAGAAAACCUCCAGGAGAAUCUGAAAACCACACAACUGACGAACACAGAUAAACAUAACAUGCUUGAUACUUUUUUACUCCGAUCAUUUAUUUAUUGUAUAUUUUUAACCGACGCCUGGGAGCCGAAUUAAACAUUGUGUAUGGCUACAGUAUUAACUGGAUACAGACGCUUCAUGACGUGUCAUGUCAAACUAUGUCCAAUAUGUAAAUGAGCUAACUGUGAUAUGCUUUAGAAA